This is a messenger RNA of Notothenia coriiceps (black rockcod), 4070 nucleotides long. It is a transcript of the gene tmtc3, whose product is annotated as transmembrane O-mannosyltransferase targeting cadherins 3. Gene Ontology annotation, cellular component: endoplasmic reticulum. The transcript is spliced from 7 exons. Lineage: Eukaryota; Metazoa; Chordata; Actinopteri; Perciformes; Nototheniidae. Gene Ontology annotation, molecular function: mannosyltransferase activity; protein binding. The record is from RefSeq and is a predicted model, not a curated record. The annotation marks the transcript as partial. Gene Ontology annotation, biological process: protein O-linked glycosylation via mannose.
GUUCUUCAGGCCCUGUCCUUCAUCGUCCUGCCUUUCAUUCCUGCGUCCAACCUCUUCUUCCCUGUGGGCUUCGUGGUGGCCGAGAGGGUCCUCUAUGUGCCCAGCAUGGGCUUCUGUGUGCUCGUUGCUCAUGGAUUCAAGAUCAUCUCACAUAAAGGGUACUUAAAGAAGAUUUCCUGGUUGGUAAUCGGGUUGCUUUUGGCCACACAUGCAGUGAAAACGUUUAAGAGGAAUUGGGACUGGGAGUCUGAGUACACUCUGUUCACUUCGGCCCUGAAGGUCAACAAGAACAACGCCAAGCUUUGGAAUAACGUUGGCCACGCUCUGGAGAACCAAAACAAUUACGACACGGCUCUGCGGUAUUUUCUCCAGGCUACACGCGUCCAGCCAGAUGACAUUGGUGCUCACAUGAAUGUUGGAAGAACCUACAAGAACCUGAACAAGUCCAGAGAGGCAGAAGAUGCGUACUUGGUUGCCAAAUCCCUCAUGCCACAGGUUAUUCCUGGUAAGAAGUAUGCGACUCGUGUGGCCCCUAACCAUCUCAACGUUUACAUAAACCUUGCUAACCUGAUACGGGCAAACGAAUCGAGGUUGGAAGAGGCCGACCAGCUCUACCGACAGGCCAUCAGCAUGAGGCCAGACUUCAAACAAGCCUACAUCAGCAGAGGGGAGCUUCUUUUGAAGAUGAACAAGCUGAGCGAAGCGCGGGACGCCUACCUCCGAGCCUUGGAGCUGGAUCGCACCAACGCUGACCUGUGGUACAACCUGGCCAUCGUCAACAUCGAGAUGAAAGACCCAUCGGAAGCUCUGAAGAACUUCAAUCACGCACUCGAGCUGAACCCACGCCACAAACUGGCACUCUUCAACUCAGCACUUCUGAUGCAAGAGUCUGGUGAGCCAAAGUUCCGGCCUGAGGCGAACCGUCGCUUCCUGAUCUACGUGGAGGAAGAGCCCGAAGACGCCAACGGCUACUUCAACCUCGGCAUGCUGGCCAUGGACGCCAACGAAAACGUGGCAGCCGAGCGGUGGAUGAAGAGAGCGAUUGGUUUGCAGGCCGGCUUCCGCAGCGCCCUGUUUAACCUGGCGUUGCUUUACUCUCAGUCCAAACGAGAGGUAGACGCGCUGCCAGCGUUGGACGAGCUGCUGCGCCACCACCCUGAACACAUCAAGGGUCUCAUCCUGAAGGGGGACAUCCUCAUGAACCACAAGAAGGACACAAAUGGCGCCAAAGCCUGCUUCGAGAGAAUUCUAAGCGUGGAUCCCACCAACGUGCAAGGCAAACACAACUUGUGUGUCGUGUACUUCGAGGAGCGAGACCUCCCGCGUGCCGAACGCUGCCUGGAGGAAACGCUCGCUCUGGCACCCAACGAGGAGUACGUGAAACGCCACUUGAGUAUUGUUCGCAGUAAGAUGGCCGCCAUGAGCUCCGCAGGGCAGCCACUUACAGCACGGGGAGAAACCACGUCUGCUCAGGACGAAAAACCCCUUAAGGGAGUUGAGGACAGGGAGGAGGAAGUGUCUGAGGGUGAGGAGGAAGGGAGGGGUGCUGAUGCUGUAGGGAAGGGGGCUGAGAAUGAGAAGAAUGUGCGGAAAUCCUCCACAGAACGCCUCGGAGGUGAAGGCGUCGACCAAUCAGAGUCUCUGGACAGUAGCCAGUCUGACAAGCGGACUAAGGGUAAGUCCACGAAAGAGAUUUCCGAUAUAGAGGGGAAAAGAGCAGCCGCCUUGAAGAGACUGGAGGAGAUUGAGCGCAUAUUAAGUGGUGAUUGACACGGUUGUAAUUUAUAGUUGGGACUACUUUUUUUAUAGAGCUCCUUUGAGGCUCCGGGAUACGACUGCAUUUCCCACUCUUAUUGUCAUUAUUCCCUUUUUGAUUUACUCACUCGCUUGCAGGCUGCUCCGCAUGUUUGAUUUGACACUAAUCAUGUGAAGAAGGGAAAUCUGCACACGAAUCUUACGUAACAAUAAGCACAAGUUGGGAUCAUCUAUUUAAAAGCAGACGUAGAUGCUAAUGUGAGCUUCACCUGAACGUGAUUCCACAUAUCUGCCGUCGUUAUAAAUAAGAGUUGUUUAUCACUGGAUUUUUCUUUUUGUUAAGAUGUGACUCAAUCCUACGAGUUAUUGUUUUUAAAAACAGAAUGAUUGUAUCACGAACAAUUAUAGGAAAUGACGUGUUGCCAGAUUUCCUCGUGGCAGGAUGAUAACUGUGCCUCAGAAUAACACUGCAUCAACACCCAGAGUAUUUUCUCUUGCACAAAACUAAUCUGCAUUGAUCUCGCGCUUCCUGCCACUACCCCAUCAAUCCUCACAGCUGCCUUUCCACUCAAUGUAAUUUUCAUGGCAGCUAAAAGACUAUUAUCUCACUCUCUUUGUCACAUUAGCCCUCUCAUCUCAACAGCUGUCCGCCAUAUUUGAGACAUGACAGCCACUGUAAAUAUGUAGUUUUCUGCUCUUCUACCCCACACACACAUCAUUUUUGGAGUCACUGAUUUUAUGUGACGGUCCACAAUUACGCACGCUCACCCUCGGCCUCAGGCCUCAUCAUGUGUUCCUCAUGUUUCUUCCACUUUACAGAAGGAAUCUUCACAGCACAUUUGCAGAAAACAGAUCUUCACAUUCAUCCCGUUCCACAGCAGUCACUUUUUCAAUAGCGUUGGGUUGUUCCGCAUUUGAGUGUUUUUAGUAGCCUUAGUAUUCACUUCCUCCAGCAUUCAUUCUUGUGAUCACACUAAAUCAAAAUGACUCAACGUUAGGAGAGCUGGGAUGAAUUGAUUUUGGGUAAGAAUCCAGAGGCUUGCCUUUGAAGAUACUGCGGUUCACAUAUUCCUAUAAUCGAUUAUUAAAAGAGGUUUGUUUCUAAGAACAGUAAGUGUUUGCGACAGAAUUAGAUUAUAUGUGUGGCUGUUACCUCUGCCAUCAUUUUUGACGGAAAUAGUUAUUCUUGAAGUCACGGGAAAUUAAGAAAACGUAUAGAGUAGAAUAUGUCCACGUUAAGCAUAAACAUACUGCAUGUUGGCCAUUGUCUGUUGAUACUAUCAGGAUUAUUUGAUACAACUUUUUCAAAUGUAAAAGCUCCAUAAUUUUCAACACGUAACUCUGCUUUCAUCCCAUCAUUCUUCACGUGUGUCAUUGCACCGCAGACUGAAGUUACUAACAUACUGAAGAGGAUUAAUGCUACAUGUGACAUUUCUUUGAGAUCUGAACAAAAGUGAAUAUCUUUUUGGAGUUCUGAGAAAAAUUCACUUUUGUCAGCUCUCAAAAUUAAUGUCACAUGUGGCCCUAACCCUCUACCGUAUGAACCGAAUCAAUAUUUUUUUCUUUUGAAUCGUGAAAUACCCAAAGAUUGACAUCGCAUCCAUCGACAGCUACUCGUGUCAUUUAAGGCUGUUCCAGGCGGCGAUGACGCAUCAUAAAUCAUAAAUCUCUCCUGCUCUUGUUACCGAAAGAUGCAACCGAGUACCAGUUGAUUUAUGAAGCCACAUCGUAAACACUUAUGUUACUGCACAACAGCGUAUUAACUCAAGACGUGAGCACACUUGUGGUUGUGAGGAAAAGUCAACAAAGUUCGAUUGAUCACGCUCGGAACAAAGCGAUUUAAGUCAGUCUGCCUCUCGAGCUCCUAUAACGUUCCUGUUUUUGCGUCACAGUACGGUUAAAGUGCGACGCCCCUCUGCUCAGUGCAAUUCUCCAUUUAAAGCAAAGUAGUGUACGUUAGCAGUACAGCGGUGGUACUAAGGAGCCUUGCUAUGCAUUGACCUUUCAGCCCUGAUUUAUAUAUACAGUGUACUUGUAUCCAGUGUUAUUUAUAUGAUUAUGUUCUCUUUGUUAACCACUUGCUUUGAAUGUACGGUGCAUUGUCUUGUCUAUUCUUUUUAAAUGUCACUAAUAAACCAUAUAUGUUUUUCACUUUGAAACAACAGAGCCAUGUCAGUGUUAAAAAUGUGUGUAAUAUCCAAUCAAAUGUGGUACAGCUUUGGACGAGGAGACACGCAGUUUGUACGUUUAUUUUCCUCAUUUCGCUGAGUGGCUGAUUUUUGUAUUUCUUUUUAUGCAAUAACCGUUGGUGGUGG